CCCCAAAAUCACCACUAAAACUGAAACGAAACGAAGGGCAAAGAAGAGGCGAGUGAGAGAGAGAUGGGGAGGAAGAAGGGAGUAGUAGAGUUCGAUGAAACGGCGCCGGAUGACUUCGACUCGGCCAAUCCCUACAAGGAUCCGGUGGCCAUGCUGGAAAUGAGGGAGCAUAUAGUUCGAGAGAAAUGGAUCGACAUUGAGAAAGCCAAGAUCCUCCGUGACAAAGUCAGGUGGUGUUACCGCAUCGAAGGAGUCAACCAUCUCCAGAAGUGCCGCCAUCUCGUCCGCCAGUACCUCGACGCCACCCGCGGCAUCGGUUGGGGAAAGGAUGGCCGCCAUCCCUCUCUCCACGGUCCAAAGGUUGAAGAGGUUGAGUCAGAAUGAAUGGCUGCAUUUGGUUACCCUAGUGUUGCAGGUAAUUGACUUUGGCCAGCAAAGGAAGGAGUGUGGGAUUGAAUAAAUUUUCCCCUACAUUGUUAUUAUUGUAAGACUCUUAUAACAGGAUUGAAGAUGAUGCCAUUUUGUUCUUCCGUUAUUGUUAGCAUCCAAAAUCUUGGUUUUAAAUGGGCGGGUCUGUCCAUAAAAGUACACGAGAUAAAUGAAAUAAGUUGUAGUUUGCAUACCUUA
This is a messenger RNA of Hibiscus syriacus, 627 nucleotides long. RefSeq names its product NADH dehydrogenase [ubiquinone] 1 beta subcomplex subunit 10-B-like. NCBI's taxonomy places the organism in Eukaryota, Viridiplantae, Streptophyta, Magnoliopsida, Malvales, Malvaceae. The transcript is spliced from 3 exons. The record is from RefSeq and is a predicted model, not a curated record. Bases 64 to 384 code for a protein of 106 amino acids.